AUGUCACACUACAUUGGCAAAACCCGCCUAGCCUACUCCCGCUCCUGGCACCUCCUCAAUGCCUCCUCUGACCCACGCCCCCUCGGCCGCCUCGCCAGCGCGAUAGCCGUGACCCUCAUGGGCAAGCACAAACCCACCUACGACCCCUCAACCGACUGCGGCGACUACGUGGUCUGCGUAAACUGCGCGAACAUUCACACGACGGGCAAGAAAUUCUCUCAGAAGAAGUACUAUUCGCAUACGACGCGGCCGGGGAGUCUGAAGGAGAUGACGAUGGAGAAGAUGUGGGCGAAGUGGGGAGGAGGAGAGGUUUUGAGACGGGCGGUUAGGGGUAUGCUGCCGAAGAAUCGGUUGAGGGAUGUGAGAAUGGGGAGACUGAGGUUAUUCGAGGGCGCGAAUCAUCCUUAUAAGCAGAAUCUGCUACAGAUGGGAGGUCAGGGUGAGAGGAAGAGCAUGUCACAAAUACCGGAGGUAAGAGCAGCGAUACAGGCUGAGUCACAACCUAAAGCACCGGAAGCUACACCAUCACAAUAG
This is a messenger RNA of Zasmidium cellare ATCC 36951, 534 nucleotides long. RefSeq lists its product as uncharacterized. Gene Ontology annotation, biological process: negative regulation of translation; translation. Bases 1 to 534 code for a protein of 177 amino acids. Gene Ontology annotation, cellular component: mitochondrial large ribosomal subunit; ribosome. The record is from RefSeq and is a predicted model, not a curated record. Lineage: Eukaryota; Fungi; Ascomycota; Dothideomycetes; Mycosphaerellales; Mycosphaerellaceae. The transcript is spliced from 3 exons. Gene Ontology annotation, molecular function: structural constituent of ribosome; mRNA binding.